Stylonychia lemnae is the source of this 381-nucleotide messenger RNA. NCBI's taxonomy places the organism in Eukaryota, Ciliophora, Spirotrichea, Sporadotrichida, Oxytrichidae. The record is from the annotation of a GenBank genome assembly.
AUGGAAAAAGUGACUUUAAAAGAUUAUGGAUCGAUUGAGGAAGAUAGCCUAUAAAGCUACUAAGGAGAAGAUCUAAUGUUCUAAGAGCAACUUGAUAUUACAUAAUUCAACAUGAGAUCUCAUUCAUUGAGUUACAUCGACUCUCAAAACGAAUAUUUUUAAUCUCCAAAGUCUCAAGAAAACUAUCAAAAAGAUGGAGAGUCAUUACAGCUUCUUAGUGCAUAAAAUCAUAGACCUACAGCUCUAAGCGCAUCAAGAUCAUCCAUCGGCCAAUAUUAUAAAGAGAGAAGUUCCAUAUCCUUUACUUCGUUGUUCAAUGUCAAGAGAUUAAUAGUAAAAGCUCCUAAUGGAACUUAUCAGUAUGGUAUGCUACAUUGCUGA